This is a messenger RNA of Cajanus cajan (pigeon pea), 2138 nucleotides long. Its product is annotated as patellin-3. The record is from RefSeq and is a predicted model, not a curated record. Gene Ontology annotation, molecular function: lipid binding. NCBI's taxonomy places the organism in Eukaryota, Viridiplantae, Streptophyta, Magnoliopsida, Fabales, Fabaceae.
UUCAACGGCUUGGCUGCAACUGAAAGCAACCCAAGCUACAGCUAACGUAUCCAAGGCAAAUGUGAAUGGGUUAUGGGACCGUUGCCUUCGUUCCAAUCCAAUUCUCCCUUGUUGGGCCGCUAGUAGGCCCACCUUCACUGGAAUAACACCGUUACAUCCGCCCCUCCUAGCUGGCACUCUUUGCUCCUUCUCUAUAACAUUACCCCCUCUCUUCACUUCACUUCACACUUCACACUUCACACUUCACAUCACAUUCUCUCUUUCUUUUCUAUUUUUGUUUUCUUCACACCAAAGAAUUUGUCACUGUUAACCAUGGCCAUGGCCGAGGAACUUCAACAGACAAACAUAUCUCAAGACCAAGUGCUGCCAGUGGUCCCUCACGUGGCACCUGCUGACAAACCAGACACCAACGUUCUUGUCCCCGAGGACAAAAACACACAACACAAACAAGAAGAAAAAGAAGCCUCGCUGGAGAAGGAGAAGGAGAAGAAGAAUGCUGCUGAAACCGAAACCGAAACCGAAACCGAAAACGAGGUUUCCAAACCGGACGAGGCCAUUCCGGAAUCCGGCUCGUUCAAGGAAGAAAGCACCAUCGUCUCCGACCUACCGGAAUCCGAGAAGAAGGCUCUGCAGGAACUCAAGCACCUCGUUCAAGAAGCGCUCAGCAAACACGAUUUCUCCGCAGCGGAGAAAGAAGGUGAGAGCGUGACGGCGGUGGCGGAGGAGAGUGCCGAAGAGGUUUCGAUUUGGGGAGUGCCUCUGGUUGCGGACGAGAGGAGCGACGUGAUUCUGCUCAAGUUUCUGCGCGCGAGGGACUUCAAGGUGAAGGAGGCGAUGGCGAUGAUAAAGAGCACGAUUCGGUGGAGGAAGGAGUUCGGGAUGGAGGAGCUUUUGUUGGAGGAGUUGGGUGACGACGAUUUGGCCAAAGCGGUUUACAUGCAUGGCUUUGACAAGGAGGGGCACCCCGUGUGUUACAAUGUGUAUGGUGAGUUUCAGGACAAGGAGCUUUACAAGAAGACCUUCUCCGAUGAGGAGAAGAGGGUUAGGUUUCUGAGGUGGAGGAUUCAGUUCCUGGAGAAGAGUAUCAGGAAGCUGGAUUUUGCACCUGGUGGGAUAUGCACCAUUGUUCAGCUCAAUGAUCUUAAGAAUUCUCCUGGACCUGCUAAGUGGGAGCUUAGACAGGCUACCAAACAGGCCCUGCAAUUGCUUCAGGAUAAUUAUCCUGAGUUUGUAGCCAAACAGCUGUUUAUCAAUGUACCGUGGUGGUACUUGGCAGUGAACAGGAUGAUAAGCCCUUUUCUUACUCAGAGAACCAAAAGCAAGUUUGUCUUUGCUGGGCCUUCCAAAUCGGCUGAGACUCUUUUGAGAUACAUUGCUGCGGAGCAACUUCCGGUUAAAUAUGGUGGACUAAGCAAAGAUGGGGAAUUUGGAAUUUCCGAUGCUGUUACAGAAAUUACAGUGAAGCCAGCAGCAAAACAUACCGUGGAGUUUCCGGUUACUGAGAGUUGCCUACUCUCUUGGGAGCUCAGAGUAAUAGGGUGGGAUGUAAGCUAUGGUGCAGAGUUUGUGCCAACUUCAGAGGGAAGCUAUACUGUGAUAAUCCAGAAGGCUAGAAAGGUUGCUUCAUCAGAAGAACCAGUGCUUUGCAGCAAUUAUAAAAUUGGUGAACCUGGGAAAGUGGUUCUCACCAUUGACAAUCAAAGCUCUAAGAAGAAAAAACUCUUGUACCGUUUGAAGGUCAAGCCUUCCUCUUCUGAAUGAGCAGUAUCUACAUUGAUUCCUUCAUUAAGUUCUUGCAUUCAUCACUUCUACCACCCAAGAUGUUCAAAGCUUCUUCAAAGAUGGACUUUGCUGCUCUUCAUAAGAAUGGGAAAGUUUUAAUGUUGAUCGUGAUCAUGUGUUUCAAUCAUAUAUACCUUUUUUUGCUGCGUUUCUUUAAUUAUUUAUUAUUGUUAUUGUUAUCAUUGUUGGAGGGGAUCUUUUGAUUUUUGAAUUCUUCAUAUUCAUAUAUGGAGGACAUAAUUGCUCUAUUUAUUUAUCUGUAUAAAUUUCAUGUAAAUUUUGGUGGGGCCUUUUUCUCUAUAUGCUUGUCUUUUUGUCUGUACCCAAGCUUAAAAAUAUGUUAAUUUGAUCUGUCA